GGGGGGGUGACAGGAGAGUUUGGGAGCUGCAGGCCUGAAUGACCUUUCGGAUUUUGGCCGACACUCCCUCACUUUGUGGUGGGAGUCAUCUGUUAUGCAGGGAAGCUGCUCGCGCUGAGGGGGGGAGACAGCAGCAGCAAUAUGGCGACAACAGCAGUUUCUCCUCCGUCUCCUCCACAUCUGCAGUCCUGCAACGGCUCUCUGGAUUCUCUGUAACGCUUCCAAACUCCCACUUUUAUGAUCGGAAGGACUACAGGAUGAUGCGUCGCACAGCUUCAAUGAGGAGGCUAUAGCGAGCUAUUGUGGAUGGUACAAACCUAAAGACCAAGUAGCUGCAGGAUGAAAACAUGGCUGCACCCCUUCUUGCACCGCCAGGACCUGAUAGCUUCAAGAAGUUUACUGUGGAAUCUUUGGCGGCUAUUGAGCAGCGCAUCAAAGAGGAGAAGAACAAGAAGCCGCCCAAGCAGGACAGCAGCUACCGUGACGAUGAUGACGAAAACAAGCCCAAGCCCAACAGUGACCUGGAGGCUGGGAAGAGCCUGCCCUACAUUUAUGGGGACAUCCCUCAAGGAAUGGUGGCGGUGCCACUGGAGGACCUGGACCCAUUCUACCUAAAUAAUCAGAAAACAUUUAUAGUGCUGAAUAAAGGGAAGACAAUCUUCCGUUUUAGUGCCACACCUGCCUUGUACUUCAUAAGUCCUUUUAAUCCGGUUAGGCGAGUAGCUAUUAAAAUUUUGAUACAUUCGCUUUUCAGCAUGAUCAUUAUGUGUACUAUUUUGACCAACUGUAUAUUCAUGACCUUUAGUGAUCCUCCUGAGUGGUCAAAACAAGUAGAGUACACAUUCACAGGAAUUUAUACUUUUGAGUCGCUUGUAAAAAUCACGGCACGAGGUUUCUGUAUAGACGGGUUUACAUUCCUCAGAGAUCCAUGGAACUGGCUGGAUUUCAUGGUCAUUUCAAUGGCAUAUAUAACAGAGUUUGUGGACCUGGGCAAUGUAUCUGCGCUGAGAACGUUCAGAGUUCUCCGAGCAUUGAAAACUAUCUCUGUCAUUCCAGGACUGAAGACCAUUGUGGGUGCCCUGAUCCAGUCGGUGAAGAAGCUUUCAGAUGUGAUGAUACUGACAGUCUUCUGCCUGAGUGUCUUUGCCCUCAUUGGGCUCCAGCUUUUCAUGGGCAACUUGCGCCACAAAUGUGUAAUCUGGCCUAUCAACACCACAGAAACCUACCUGUCCAAUGGCAGCAAGGGAUUUGACUGGAAUGAGUACAUCAUGAACGAGACCAGUUUCUACUUUCUGCCUGGACAGGCAGAUGCCCUCCUUUGUGGAAACAGCUCUGACUCUGGCCGCUGCCCAGAGGGCUACACAUGCAUGAAAGCUGGGAGGAAUCCAAACUACGGCUACACUAGCUUUGACAGCUUCGGCUGGGCCUUCCUGGCUCUUUUCCGCCUCAUGACACAGGACUUCUGGGAAAACCUCUACAUGCUGACUCUAAGAGCUGCAGGGAAGACCUACAUGAUCUUUUUUGUGUUGGUGAUCUUUGUGGGCUCAUUCUACUUGGUGAAUCUGAUCUUGGCUGUGGUGGCCAUGGCCUACGAGGAGCAGAAUCAGGCCACCAUGGAAGAGGCUCAGCAGAAAGAGGAGGAAUUCAAGGCCAUGCUGGAGCAGCUCAAGAAACAGCAAGAGGAAGCUCAGACCGCUGCCAUGGCAACAUCAGCAGGCACAGUGUCAGAGGAUGCAGUAGAAGAUGAUGGAGGGGGGCGGCUGUCAUGCAGCUCGUCUGAGAUGUCGAAGCUCAGUUCUAAAAGCGCCAAAGAGCGACGCAACCGCAAGAAGAAAUGGAGGCAGAAAGAGCAGGAGAAGGAGAAAGGUGACAGUGAGAAAUUUGUCAAAUCGGAGUCAGAUGAUGGCAGCAAGAGGAGCCGCUUCCGUUUCCCUGAUAACCGCCUGGGCCGAAAGUCUUCCAUUAUGAACCAGUCUCUCCUCAGCAUCCCUGGCUCACCUUUCUUAUCCCGCCAUAACAGCAAGAGCAGCAUCUUCAGUUUCAAGGGCCGCAGUAAGGACGUGGGCUCCGAGAACGAGUUUGCCGAUGAUGAGCACAGUACAGUAGAGGAGUGCGAGGAGCGUCGCGGUUCUCUGUUCAGCCCUUACCGGCGGAGCAGCUACAGCGGCUUCCACGGGAAAAGGAACAGCACUGUGGAUUGCAAUGGCGUGGUGUCACUCAUCGGCCCUGGGCCCGGUGGACGCCUUCUGCCUGAGGUGAAAAUAGAUAAGGCAGCUUCUGACGACAGUCCGACUACUGAGGUUGAGGUGAAGAAGAAGCUGUCGGGCUCCCUGAUGGUGUCUGUGGACCAGCUCAAUACCUCCUUUGGGCGGAAAGAGCGGGCCAACAGUGUCAUGAGCGUCAUUACCAACACACUAGUGGAGGAACUGGAGGAGUCUCAGCGCAAGUGUCCACCAUGCUGGUAUAAAUUUUCUAACACAUUCCUGAUCUGGGAGUGCUGCCCCGUGUGGCUGAAGAUCAAGGAGAUAAUGAACCUCAUAGUCUUUGACCCCUUCGUUGACUUAGCCAUCACCAUCUGUAUUGUGCUCAACACCCUCUUCAUGGCCAUGGAGCACUACCCCAUGACACCGGACUUUGAGGACAUGCUGUCUGUAGGCAAUUUGGUUUUCACAGGCAUCUUUGCAGUGGAGAUGUUCUUCAAGCUGGUGGCCAUGGAUCCAUACUAUUACUUCCAGGAGGGUUGGAACUGCUUUGAUGGUUUCAUUGUGACACUGAGUUUAGUGGAGCUGGCUCUGGCUGAUGUUGAGGGCUUGUCUGUGCUACGGUCAUUCCGAUUGCUGCGAGUGUUCAAACUUGCCAAAUCAUGGCCCACACUCAACAUGUUGAUCAAGAUCAUUGGAAACUCAGUGGGAGCUCUGGGGAACCUGACUCUAGUGUUGGCCAUCAUUGUCUUCAUCUUUGCUGUGGUGGGCAUGCAGCUGUUCGGCAAAAGCUACAAAGAUUGUGUGUGCAAGAUCGCUACUGACUGUGAGCUGCCACGCUGGCACAUGAACGACUUCUUCCAUUCUUUCUUGAUCGUCUUCCGUGUGUUAUGUGGUGAGUGGAUUGAGACCAUGUGGGACUGCAUGGAGGUGGCAGGCCAGGCCAUGUGCCUCAUUGUCUUCAUGAUGGUCAUGGUCAUCGGUAACUUGGUGUGUUGAAAUCUGUUCCUUGCCUUGCUGCUGAGCUCUUUCAGUGCCGACAACUUGGCUGCAACAGAUGACGAUGGUGAGCCCAACAAUCUGCAGAUUUCUGUCAUGCGCAUUAAGAAAGGUAUUGCCUGGAUAAAAGCGAAGAUGAGGCUUCUGGUGGCGAGUCUACUCAGGAAACCCCCGAUGGAGGACGAGCAGAAGCCUUUGGAUGACAUGUAUGAUAAGAAGCUCAACUGUAUUGCUAACCACGCCGACAUCAACCGUGACUUGGAUUAUGCCAAGAAUGGCAAUGGCACCACCAGUGGCAUCGGUAGCAGCGUUGGCAAGUAUAUGAUCGAUGAGGACCAUAUGUCAUUCAUCCACAACCCAAAUCUGACUGUGUGCGUGCCGAUAGCUGUGGGAGAGUCUGAUUUUGAGAACCUCAACACAGAGGAUUUCAGCAGUGAGUCAGACAACGAGAACAGCAAAGAGCUGGAUGAUACGAGUUCAUCAGAGGGUAGUACCAUUGACAUCAAGCCAGAUGUGGAAGAAGUGGUGGUGGUGGAGACAGUGGAGGAAUACAUGGAACCCGAGCCAUGUUGGACAGAUGCUUGUGUAGCCAAAUAUAAGUGCUGUGAUGUUGACAUCACUAUCGGUUGGGGAAAAAGCUGGUGGUACCUGAGAAAAACCUGCUACCUGAUUGUGGAGCACAACUGGUUUGAAACCCUGAUCAUCUUCAUGAUCCUCCUCAGUAGUGGUGCCCUGGCCUUUGAGGAUGUCUACAUUGAGCAGAGGAAGACCAUUCGUAUAAUUCUGGAGUAUGCCGACAGGGUGUUCACCUACAUCUUCAUCCUGGAGAUGUUGCUGAAAUGGGUUGCUUAUGGAUUUGUCAAAUAUUUCACCAAUGCCUGGUGUUGGCUUGACUUCUUCAUUGUGGAUGUGUCUAUAGUCAGCCUUGUAGCUAAUGCGCUGGGCUACUCCGAUCUAGGGCCCAUUAAAUCACUCAGGACACUAAGGGCCUUGAGACCCCUCAGAGCCUUGUCACGUUUUGAAGGGAUGAGGGUUGUAGUCAACGCCUUGGUGGGUGCCAUCCCUUCCAUUAUGAAUGUGUUGCUGGUUUGCCUCAUCUUUUGGCUGAUUUUCAGUAUCAUGGGGGUCAACCUGUUUGCGGGCAAGUAUUACUACUGCUUCAACCAGACAUCGGAGGAAUACUUUCCUGUCGACGAGGUCAACAACAAGACACAGUGUGAGGCCCUCAUUAAUCAAAACUUUACUGAGGUCAGGUGGAAGAAUGUCAAGAUCAACUUUGACAAUGUGGGUGCUGGCUACCUGGCUUUGCUGCAAGUGGCCACAUUCAAAGGCUGGAUGGAUAUUAUGUAUGCAGCGGUGGAUUCAAGAGAGGUGGAAGACCAGCCUGAUUAUGAAGUCAAUAUCUACAUGUACAUCUACUUUGUUGUUUUCAUCAUAUUUGGCUCCUUUUUCACCCUCAACCUCUUCAUUGGUGUCAUCAUCGACAACUUCAACCAACAGAAGAAAAAGUUUGGAGGUCAGGAUAUCUUCAUGACAGAGGAACAAAAGAAAUACUAUAAUGCAAUGAAAAAGCUGGGUUCUAAAAAGCCUCAAAAACCUAUCCCACGGCCACAGAACAAGAUCCAAGGCAUGGUGUUUGACUUUGUGACACAGCAAGUCUUUGACAUCUCCAUUAUGAUACUCAUCUGCCUCAACAUGGUCACCAUGAUGGUGGAAACAGAUGACCAGUCAGAUGAAACUGAAAAUGUCCUAUACUGGGUCAACUUUAUUUUUAUUGUGGUCUUCACUACGGAGUUCUUGCUCAAGCUCUUUGCCCUACGCCAUUACUACUUCACCAAUGGCUGGAACAUCUUUGAUGUUGUGGUUGUCAUCCUCUCUAUUGUUGGGAUGUUCCUGGCUGACCUCAUUGAGAAAUACUUUGUGUCACCAACCCUGUUCAGGGUAAUCAGGUUGGCUCGUAUUGGCCGCAUCCUCCGUCUGAUCAAAGGAGCUAAGGGCAUCCGGACUUUACUUUUUGCUCUGAUGAUGUCACUGCCGGCCCUCUUCAAUAUUGGCCUACUUUUGUUUCUUGUCAUGUUCAUUUUCUCGAUCUUUGGCAUGUCCAACUUCGGCUAUGUCAAACAUGGAGCAGGGAUCGAUGACCUGUAUAACUUUGAGACCUUUGGUAACAGCAUGAUCAUCCUGUUCAUGAUCACCACUUCGGCUGGCUGGGAUGGUCUGCUGCUUCCUAUUCUCAACUAUCCCCCAGAUUGUAAUCCCGCCUUGGAGAAUCCUGGCACGACAGUGAAAGGUGACUGUGGUAACCCUUCAGUGGGAAUCUUCUUUUUUGUAAUGUAUAUCAUAAUUUCCUUUCUGAUUGUGGUCAACAUGUAUAUUGCCAUCAUCCUGGAGAAUUUCAGUGUGGCUACAGAAGAAAGUGCUGACCCACUCAGCGAAGAUGAUUUUGAGACCUUCUAUGAGAUCUGGGAGAAGUUUGACCCUACGGCCUCACAGUUCAUUACUUUUGCCAAACUAUCUGACUUUGCUGAUGCACUGGAACAUCCACUUCGUGUGCCGAAGCCCAACACUAUAGAACUUAUUGCUAUGGACAUGCCCAUGGUGAGUGGUGAUCGUAUUCACUGCCUGGACAUCCUGUUUGCGUUCACAAAGCGUGUCCUUGGUGAUAGUGGAGAGUUGGACAUGCUGAGACAGCAGAUGGAGGAACGCUUUGUGGCAGCCAAUCCCUCUAAGGUGUCAUAUGAACCUAUCACCACAACUCUCCGUCGCAAACAGGAAGAUGUCUCUGCCAGAAUUAUUCAGAAUGCUUACCGUGCCCACCUCAUCAGGCGCGGCAUCAUCUUCAAGCGUCAUAUUUUCACUAACAAUAAGCUUGAAAAUGGUGGGACCAACCAAGAGAAGAAGGAGAGCACACCGUCCACAGCUUCUCUCCCCUCUUAUGACAGUGUGACCAAACCUGACAAGGAGAAGCAGGAUGAAAACGAAGAGAAGUGGGGCAGGAAAGAGAAGGACAAAAACCAAAAAGAUGAGUGGGAAUCCAAGUGUUAGGUUUCAGUGACUGAUGUGACAACUAGAUGAGACUCAGAGCCUUUUCCCAAGCGCUCAUUUGCAAGUUCAAAACAAAACAAGAAAAUUGUUCAGCAAAAUGUUUACAGACUCAGAUAGUACUGAAGAAAUGUGCUUUCUUAAGUAUGUCGUCAGAGACAGCUGAACCAAACACAAUCAGUUCACUGAGGAAUGCGGUUGCAUAGUGACUAAGAU
Molecule: messenger RNA, 6458 nt
Organism: Thalassophryne amazonica
Lineage: Eukaryota; Metazoa; Chordata; Actinopteri; Batrachoidiformes; Batrachoididae
Gene: scn8aa
Product: sodium channel, voltage gated, type VIII, alpha subunit a
Exons: 28
Biological process (GO): neuronal action potential; sodium ion transmembrane transport; membrane depolarization during action potential
Cellular component (GO): axon; voltage-gated sodium channel complex; plasma membrane
Molecular function (GO): voltage-gated sodium channel activity
Source: RefSeq, a predicted model, not a curated record